AUGGGUCAAAAGAAAAAUAAAAAUGAGGCCAAGAAGGCGAAUGAGCAACCCAAGAAGGAGAAUGAGCAGCAGAAGAAGAUAAAUGAUCAGCAGAAGAAGGCGAAUGAGCAACCCAAGAAGGAGAAUGAGCAGCAGAAGAAGGUAAAUGAUCAGCAGAAGAAGGUGAAUGAGCAGACGAAGAAGGUGAAUGAAUCUCCAAAAAAGGUCAAUGAACAAGCUAAACAGCAGAAGAAGGAAGGGAAAAAGAAUAAUAAAGAUGUGCCUGAUGCGCCGAGGAAGAAUGUGCAACCGGAAAAAGGUAUAUUGAAAGUUCGAUUUGGUACGUUUUUCCUUGUUUUUUCUUUUGAGUUUAGAUCUAUCAUCUUGUGUUUGGUGAAGGACAUCUAUCGACCUGGCUUUCGGGUCAGACUAUCAAAAUGUUGAAGUUAUUCUAGACGGGCCGAAGGUCUGGCCCGAGAGUUAUGGUUGGAUUAUCUUUUUCGUUUUCUCUUUCUUAACACUUAAUAUUUUAUUUUAACAAAUCACUAACAUGAAAUUUUUAAUUAAUUUACAGAGAAAAAGACAAUCUUAAUGUUACACUAGGUAUCAAAAGUAAGCUAAAUGGUUUUUUCUACAACUUUUUUAAAAAGGUAGCAAAGGACAUGAAAUUUGGGACAAUUUUAACUCAUUUAUUUAGUAUAAUAUUGCUAAACGAAAAGUUUAAAAAUUCGUACACGCUUUGCCGUUACACCGCUUUUUCUAAACGCCUAUGUUCAUAUAACUACUUUUACUAGUUUUCUUCUAACGAAACCUAAAUUGAAGUGUUUACUUUUUGUUUGAAUGUUUUAGUUUUUAAGCCUUUUAAUAUAACGAUAAGUAAAUUUUUAUCUUUCAGUGCCCGGCGACAGCAGUGACAAGCCUCCAAAUCCCCCAUCGCCAAUCUCACGGCCAUACCCAUUUUUGUUGUCGGAUGAGAAGAAUAUGCAUCCAGUUUUUGGUCGUCUGAAGGCUCAAAGUAGUGCUGGCGAUUUGUAUGGCAUUGAGAGUGUGAUAUUGGAGUUCUUGAACUGUUUAGCACAGGUAAGGAUAUUAUUCUUGACAAUAUUUGUUGGUUUAGGAAAAAUUGUGUUUCUGAUCGAACUUUUGUUUAAAUUAUGGAAAGAUGAGGUUAUAUUGAUUGGAAAAAGAGUAAAGAAAAUUUUUUAAGUUUUGUGGGGGCUUGGGCUGUUCAUUUCUACUCCAUAGAGCUUCAUAUUCAUAUAAAAUACCUAUAUUUAAAGUUUUAUCAUUUCAGUUCAUCAACGAAUUCAAUGGAGAAGCAAAAACCAAAUCCUAUAGAGACUCCCUCCUUCAGAACCUUCAACCACAGCUCAGUUGUCUAACCGAGAAUGGGCACAAACACUUUCCUCUAGCCUUGGGCAAUGUAAUUCGCCAGUUUAAAAAAUUUGCCGGUCUAUUAUCAGAAGACAUAACGUCCGAUGAGUUCAGGGAUCAAGCUAAGGAGUGGCUGGACGACUUUUACAAAGCCAAUUUUACCCAAGCCACUCAAGCUAUAGUUGACUUUACUAUCGAGAAGAUAUACGGGUUAUCAGCUACAUCAUUGCUGACAUUUGGAUGGUCGCCAGUGGUGGAGAGGAUUUUGUUAGUAUUAACGGAUAAAACAUCUGAUAAUUGGGAUGUGGGCGUGGUGGAUUCUGUGCCUAAUGGUAAAGGUAAGUUGUUAUAUUGUUUUAGGUUUUCCUUUAGUUUUAGCUUUUUCUUGAUUUUGGGCUUUAUUUUAUAAUUUUUUACCUUGUUUUAGGUUAUUUUAGACGUUUUUGCUGUUUUUUUUAUAAUUUUUAAGAUUGUUUUAGCUGAUUCUAUAAUCAUAGCCAGUAUUUUUUAAUUCUUAGCUUUAUCUUACUUUUCAAAUUCCAGCCCUACCCCUCGCCAAAGAGCUCUCAUCACGUGGUAUACGAUGCACAUACGGCCUCCUCAACGCAGUAGCCGAAAUGACUCGAACCGCCCAUCUUGUCCUACUAGGCGGAACGGCAGUUUUAUCAAAUGGCAGUGUCCUAGCACCACGAGGAGCAGGCCUGGUAGCAUUAGCGGCUCGUGCCAGAAACAUACCCGUCUUAAUGACCGUGAAAUCGUAUCAAUUCAUCGACAAAGUUCGAACGAUGGAAAAGCACAAUCAAAAUGCGUUGGAUUCGGAGCCUCUGGAGUUGAUACCGGCCGAUUUGAUCACUGCCUUGGUGACGGAAAUUCGCAUUUUACCACCGACCUCAGCACCCGCCGUUCUUAAAGCGAAACAACUGAUUUCGGCUUGA
Molecule: messenger RNA, 2288 nt
Organism: Bursaphelenchus okinawaensis
Lineage: Eukaryota; Metazoa; Nematoda; Chromadorea; Rhabditida; Aphelenchoididae
Source: the annotation of a GenBank genome assembly